Molecule: messenger RNA, 490 nt
Organism: Zea mays
Lineage: Eukaryota; Viridiplantae; Streptophyta; Magnoliopsida; Poales; Poaceae
Exons: 2
Coding region: 45-329 (94 amino acids)
Source: RefSeq, a predicted model, not a curated record
UUGGUAGGUAAUCCACUGCGCCGCUGGAAGGAGGCUUUGCGGAGAUGGACCGGGUCGGCGGCGGCGAGAAGCAGCUGGAGGAUUGUACAGUGGGCAAUGCUCUAGGAACUUGCUUCUUCUUCUCUGCUGUAAGCGCUCUUGCUGUUAUUCCUGUGGUCAUAAAGAAGAAAUCCUUGGCUCCCGCGGCCUUCGUUGUCACCACAGGAACCAUGCUGGACACUAUCGCAGGCAUUAGACUGUGUGAGCUACAGCAUGCUGAGCGGCAAAUGAAGCUUUUGGAAGCCCAGAAACUUUCGGAGGAUGCUUCAGCUGGGAGUGAAAGCUCUUGAUUCCUUUGGCAGUUCUAACAAGUGACAUACAUCUCUUGUUUCCAAACUUGUGAGUUGUUGCUCAGAUGCCAAUUUGACACCUUUUUAUUUUUGAGUAUCAUUCCUACACGCCAAAAAAAAAACGUGUAAUUGUGUGUUUAAGCAACGAUCACUUGUUUUCA